AUGGAAGAGGAGAUGAUAAGUACUAUUUCAAACGGGUUGAGAAUUACCAAUGUUAAUAACAUUGGAGAACGGUCUGAUUCAAAUAGCACUACAAACCCACCAUGUCUGGCAAGAAGGACGCGUCAAAGAAACGAAAAUCCAUCGUCGUCUUCCUACCCAAGAUUCAAAGGGGUAGUAAAGCAGCAGAAUGGUCAUUGGGGAGCACAAAUUUACGCCAAUCACCAAAGAAUCUGGCUUGGCACUUUUAAAACUGAGAAUGAAGCUGCAAUGGCUUAUGAUAGUGCAGCUAUCAUACUCUGUAAAGACGAUUCUCAUCGUAAUUUGCCAUGGAAUGCCAUCACAGUUCAAGAACCUAACUUUCAAAAUCUCCACACUAAUGAAGCAAUUCUGGGAAUGAUCAAAGAUGGGUCUUACCAAUCAAAGUUUAUGGAUUUCAUAAUGACCCAAAAUAUUGGAAACAACUACAACAUCACUACAGGGACUAAUCAAAGGAGCCAGAGAAACGAACAGGGUAUCCUGUAUCAUGAACUGUUUCAGAAGGAAUUAACACCAAGUGAUGUUGGAAAGCUUAAUAGGCUUGUAAUUCCAAAGAAACAGGCAAUUGCAUACUUCCCUGAAAUUCAUCUUGAAGUAAUUGGAACAGAAGAGCGCCGAGAUGAUGAUCAUCUGUAUUUAACUUUUUUCGAUAACCAGAAUAAGCCAUGGAGCUUCCGUUACUGUUAUUGGAAAAGUAGCCAAAGUUAUGUCUUUACUAAAGGCUGGAAUAGAUUUGUGAAAGACAAAAACUUGAAGGCUAACGAUAUCAUCACUUUUUAUUCUUGUGAUUAUAGAAACAUUCAUUCUGGAGAGCUUCACACAUACUUUAUGAUCGAGACGGAGUCCAAGAAUAGAAAUGAUGGACAUGGAGGAGGAAGUAGCAAUUAUCUGGAGUUGCAGCAUGGUCUGGAACAAGGCAUGAUUAGAAGAGAGGAGAUAGUUAACAAAGGUAUUAGACUAUUCGGCGUAAAUAUUAUUGGUUAA
This is a messenger RNA of Telopea speciosissima, 1020 nucleotides long. Its product is annotated as AP2/ERF and B3 domain-containing transcription factor At1g50680-like. NCBI's taxonomy places the organism in Eukaryota, Viridiplantae, Streptophyta, Magnoliopsida, Proteales, Proteaceae. The record is from RefSeq and is a predicted model, not a curated record. Gene Ontology annotation, molecular function: DNA binding; DNA-binding transcription factor activity. The transcript has a single exon. Bases 1 to 1020 code for a protein of 339 amino acids. Gene Ontology annotation, biological process: regulation of DNA-templated transcription.